Trichomonas vaginalis G3 is the source of this 737-nucleotide messenger RNA. Its product is annotated as protein of unknown function, DUF4106 family. The annotation marks the transcript as partial. Lineage: Eukaryota; Parabasalia; Trichomonadida; Trichomonadidae. The transcript has a single exon. The record is from RefSeq and is a predicted model, not a curated record.
AUGGGAUAUAAGAUAUAUUCUAACUCUGACUUAGUUCAAACAGUAACAUGGGCAAACUAUGAAUGGUUCGCUUUAAGAAACUCAGUACAACCACAAGCUAGAGAACAAACAGACCAGUAUGCAACUAUUGAGAAAAUAAGAAGACUUGACCCUAACGUUCCAGGAGUUUAUGUUAACCUUUCUGGUUCAGAUGGAAAUGCUGUCACUAAAGUAAAACUGAAACUUAGAGUUCCUUUGUCAUCUUUCCUCAUCUUCAGGUUUUUAAGAUACUUGCCAAACUGGGCAGGAAAAAUUUCUAUUGAACUUACUCCAAGCAAAAAUAACUUAGUCAUUGCACCAACGCAAGACCCAUUCACUCUUACAGACGUAAAGGGAGCAAAUCAAACGUCAUUCGCCGAAUUUUGCAAAGACAAAGUUGACUUAGACUUUGGUUUCUCAAACCUCAACACUGAAGUAAAGUAUUAUUUCAAUGCUGCUGGAACUGCUUGGGACCCAGUUAAGUUCACAUGCAAACAGUUUGAAUGCAAGAGAAUAGAAAGCAGACUUGCAGUCUAUAUGUUGGACCCAGAUAUUUCAAAUGCUUUAGCUGCCAAAUAUAUUGCAGUUCCACUUAUGUUCCCUAUACACCAAAUAUCUGUCAAAGACUUUGCAGGUGAAGUUGGAAACCAAAAUCCAGGAACCGCAGGUGCAAGAACAGAUAUUGCUUUAACAACUGCAAUGAAACACGCAGAUACUAU